Molecule: messenger RNA, 1221 nt
Organism: Mercurialis annua (annual mercury)
Lineage: Eukaryota; Viridiplantae; Streptophyta; Magnoliopsida; Malpighiales; Euphorbiaceae
Product: vacuolar protein sorting-associated protein 2 homolog 3
Exons: 11
Coding region: 176-814 (212 amino acids)
Biological process (GO): late endosome to vacuole transport; endosome transport via multivesicular body sorting pathway; protein transport
Cellular component (GO): multivesicular body; ESCRT III complex
Source: RefSeq, a predicted model, not a curated record
GAGUACAAAGCCGGAAGAUCACAAGGCACUUUCUAUCCAUUUUCGAGCCAAAAACAAAAAUCCAAAGCCUCCCUUUUUCUUGAAUUGUAUUUGUAUCGAUUAAACUCUUACAAUUCUAUUCACAAACCUUAAAUUUAAGCUCAAUCAGACAAACAAGGAACAUAAUUGAACAACAAUGAAUCUCUUCAAAAAGAAACCCAAUCCCAGAGAGGCUCUUCGGGAGAGUAAAAGAGAAAUGCAAAAUGCUACUAGAGGAAUUGAGAAGGAAAUUGGGGCACUGCAGUUAGAGGAAAAGAAGCUUGUUGCUGAAAUAAAAAGAACAGCUAAGACAGGAAAUGAGGCUGCAACUAAAAUUCUAGCCCGGCAACUAAUAAGGCUUAGGCAACAAAUAGCUAAUCUGCAAGGUAGUCGGGCUCAAAUAAGAGGAAUAGCAACACAUACACAGGCAAUGCAUGCUCAAACUUCAGUAGCUGUCGGUCUGAAAGGCGCUACAAAUGCAAUGUCAUCUAUGAAUAAGCAAAUGGAUCCUGUAAAGCAAGCUAAGAUUAUGAGGGAAUUUCAGCGGCAGUCAGCUCAGAUGGAUAUGACUACUGAAAUGAUGUCAGAAGCCAUAGAUGAUGCCUUGGACGAUGAUGAGGCUGAAGAGGAAACUGAUGAUUUAACAAAUCAAGUUUUGGAUGAAAUUGGUGUAGAUAUUGCAUCGCAGUUGUCAACGGCCCCAAAAGGUAAAAUUGCAGGAAAGAAUAAAGAAGACGUCAGCAGUUCGGGCAUGGAUGAGCUCGAGCAGAGAUUGGCAGCUCUAAGGAACCCUUAAAAGCACUGAAAGUUCAAUUCCUUAUCGAACUGUGCAGAGCUCCAUCCUUUGAAGCUUUCCAUACUGUAGAUAUUAUCUUAGCAGUCUUCAUUGAAAAGAUCUCCAAGGCGUAGUUCCUACCGACCGGAGAAUCAGAAAACUUGCAAUUGGCGAAAUCCUUCUGUGAAUCAAUGUGGAAGAACAACUACUUGAAUGCUCAGCCACGUCAUUUUUUUUGGGCUGUAAUUGUAACACUUAACUAACUCUAUAAUGUUUGUGUUUCUGGCUGUAUCGUCAGCAGAUGAUUUAUCUUGCCAAGCAGACUGUACAGGUUCAAGUGCUUUUGAGUAGCAGCUGCACUCUAUCUGUAUGCUAUGCUUGGCCAGGAUGGCUCUGCUCUUUUUAAUCCCAAAUAUUUUAACUCCCAA